Rangifer tarandus platyrhynchus (Svalbard reindeer) is the source of this 477-nucleotide messenger RNA. The record is from the annotation of a GenBank genome assembly. Lineage: Eukaryota; Metazoa; Chordata; Mammalia; Artiodactyla; Cervidae.
AUGUCUGACACCUGGGUCGCCAGCCUCUUGCUGCUUAGCCUGCUGGCCAGCCUCCAACAGGCUGCAGCCACAUGUGGUCUCUUCUUCACCUGCCCUAAGGGAUUCAAAUGCUGUGGGAGCAGCUGUUGCCAAGAGUACCAGCUGGAGCAGUUCGAGUUCUUCUCCGGUCCCUUAAGGAUUUUUGUCAUCAUCUUCCUGAUCAUCAUACCCCUCUUGUGCAUCUGCGGCCUGGCUAAGCACUUGUAUCUCAACUGCAGAAAGUCAGAGCAGGAGGCCCCAACAGCCCCCCCGGAACAGCCCCCCAUUGCUCCUGUAGAGAGGGUCACAGCACCCAUUUUUGAGCCCCCACCCCCCUACAGUGAGAUAAUUCUGAAGCCUGUCCUGGGUCUGCCUCCCUUGGAGCCGCCCCCACCCUACAGCUUCAGGCCUGAGGAAUAUGCCGGGCUACCCAGAGGCAUCGACAACUCCACCUUCUGA